This is a messenger RNA of Mycena indigotica, 1683 nucleotides long. RefSeq lists its product as uncharacterized. The record is from RefSeq and is a predicted model, not a curated record. Gene Ontology annotation, cellular component: plasma membrane. The coding region runs from base 1 to 1683 and encodes 560 amino acids. Gene Ontology annotation, biological process: transmembrane transport; nucleobase transport. Gene Ontology annotation, molecular function: nucleobase transmembrane transporter activity. NCBI's taxonomy places the organism in Eukaryota, Fungi, Basidiomycota, Agaricomycetes, Agaricales, Mycenaceae. The transcript has 16 exons.
AUGGAAAGGCUUAAGAAGAUCGCGAAAAAGAACUCAGGCGUUGCCCAAGGUCAAACCGACGUUGGAGCCACGCAAUGGUAUAACAAGGACUUGAUUCCUGCAGCACAGGAGUUGCGCACAUGGAAGCUUCACACCUACGUUUUCUUCUGGUGGGCGUCUUCCUUCAACCAGGCAGAAUGGUCCAUAGGCUCUUCACUCAUCGCUAUCGGCCUUACAUUCCGCCAAUCCAUGAUCUCGGUCUGCAUUGGUGCUAUUCUCUGCUCCAUAUCUAUGGUUAUCACCGCUCGGCCAGGCGCUAAGCUACAUAUUGGCUACCCACCUCUGCUACGCUCUUCUUUCGGAAUGUGGGGCUCCAAGAUCUUCGUCAUGCUUCGUGGAGCAGUCGCGAUCAUCUGGUUUGGCAUACAGACCUAUUUUGCAAGCACCUUGCUGGCUGUCACAUUUCGCUGCAUUUUUGGUCAUCAAUGGACACAAAUACCAAAUGACCUUCCCGAAAGCGCCGGCAUCACAACUCAAGGCAUGGUGGCCUUCUUUGUCUGCUGGUUACUUCAAGGCCCUCUCAUUCUUAUACACCCAUCACGCAUUCAUUGGUUGUGGCCGCUAAAAGGCAUCAUCAUCCCUCCUGCAGUCAUCGGAUUCUUUAUCUGGUCUGUCACUCGUGCUGGCGCUGAUUGGGGAAUGUUCAACACCAAUCUCACAGUAGAAGCAGCUCAUGGCUCUACUCUCGGUUGGGCGGUUAUGAGCGGUAUCAACAGCGUCAUGGGCACACUUUCACCCAUGAUCCUCAAUCAGCCUGACAUCGCCAGGUAUGCGCGAAAACCUUAUGAUGCCGGCUGGCCGCAAGGGGUCUCUAUGCUCGUAAUCAAGACCAUGAUAUUUUUCAUGUCGAUAUCCACGGCUUGCUCGCUCCAGGUUCUCUAUGGCAAAGCUUACUGGAAUAUGUGGGAUCAGCUCAAUGCGGUCCUCGAUGCCAACUGGAACACAACUGCCCGUGUGGGUUGCUUCUUUGUUUCGCUUUCCAUGUGUCUAGGAACCAUUGGGACGAAUCUCUCAGCCAACUCAAUACCAUUCGGUGCUGACAUGACGGGUAUACUCCCAAACUACAUUACCAUUGUCCGUGGUCAGGUCGUUGUGUGGAUUCUUGGAUUUGCAAUCGUUCCAUGGAAGUUUUUAACGAGCGCUGCCAAGUUUAUCACUUUCCUUGGCUCGUACACAGUCCUCAUGGGCUCGGUAUUGGGUCCAUUGUGGGCUGACUAUUACAUCUUGAGACGAGGGAACAUCCAUGUUCCAUCAUUAUUUCAUCCCACAGUAGGCUCAACCUACUGGUUCCUCGGUGGCUUCAAUUGCCGUGCUAUCUUGGCAUGGUGUGUCGGAACUGGAUUGACAGUGUCCGGAAUUGUCAAUGGCUACGGUCCUGGCGUUGUUGGUCCUGCAGCAGUCAAUCUCUAUAGUUUGGGAUGGCUGCUUUCCGUCCUCUCGUCGGGCAUCACAUAUCUCGUCUUGAGCUAUUUGUUCCCAGUACCCAUCACACCAAGUCCAACAGCUCGACUACCUUUUGAAUAUCUCGCCAAUAAGGAAGGAUUUUUUGAUGAAGACUUGCCAUGGGACGUCACAGCCAGCCCAUCGUUGACGAGCGAGGGUAGCAGUGAGCGGAUCUCAGACAAGGAAGACUACGAUUACUAG